GGAGGGAGGUGGACUGACUUGUUGGACAGAUGGGAUUGAGGGGGGGGGACCCAGGCAUUCCCAUCUGGGCCCCAUGGGCCGCCCCCCUUCUCCUCACACCGACUUUUCCCCCCUUUCCUACAUCCUGCACCCCCAGCCUUGAAGGCCCCCGGGGGAGGAGGAGCUGUGAGCAGGGGCUAAGGGGGCUGAGCCCAGGGCUAUAAAGGGGGCAUCACCUGGGCGGGGUGGCUCAGAGCUGAGCAGACAAGACAGGACAGGAGGGGCCUGGGAUCGGCCCCAUGUACCAUCCCCGCGAGCUCUAUGCCCCUUUGGGGGCCAGCUACAGACUUCGGCCCCCCCAACCUGGGGGGGACCUUGGUUUUCCAGCAGGGCUGUCAGAGGGGUACCGUUACUCAGGUGAGAGGACAGAGCCCAGAGGCCUGGACCUUGACACCCCCAAGUUAGACUGCUUUCUCUCAGGGCUGGAGGCUGCUCCCAGGCCUCUGGCUGCCCCAGCACCCUUGCCUCCAUUACCUCCACCUUUGGGAGGAGAGUCAACUGCCCCUGCCUCAGCUUCUGAGGCCUCCCGCCUGCUCCCGGGAGUCAGCCUAAGCCUGGAGAACCAUGAUUUGUGGAAAGAGUUCAGCUCUGUGGGAACAGAAAUGAUCAUCACCAAGGCUGGGAGACGAAUGUUCCCGGCCUGCCGAGUGACAGUGACUGGUCUGGACCCUGAGGCUCGCUACUUGUUUCUUCUCGAUGUGGUGCCGGUGGAUGGGGCUCGGUACCGUUGGCAAGGCCGUCGUUGGGAACCAAGUGGCAAGGCGGAGCCACGCCUCCCAGACCGAGUGUACAUCCACCCAGACUCCCCUGCCACCGGUGCCCACUGGAUGCGGCAGCCUGUCUCCUUCCAUCGAGUCAAGCUCACCAACAACACCUUGGAUCCACAUGGACACCUGAUCCUUCACUCGAUGCACAAGUACCAGCCACGGCUUCAUCUGGUUCGGGCUGCCCAGCUUUGUAGCCGCCACUGGGGUGGGGUCGCCUCCUUCCGAUUCCCCGAGACAUCAUUCAUCUCCGUAACAGCCUACCAGAAUCCUCGGAUCACACAAUUGAAGAUUGCAGCUAAUCCCUUCGCUAAGGGAUUCCGGGAAAACGGGAGGAACUGUAAGAGGGAACGGGAUGCCAGGGUUAAGAGGAAGCUGAGGGGACCAGAGCCUGUCAUUAUGGAGAACUAUGGUGGUGACGGUCCUGGAGGUCCCUGUGACUCCACAUUGGUGGGAGACCUUCCAGAUCAAGCCUCUUCGUCCACUGAGGUAUCCACACCUCCUUGUGGAGGGCCCAGUGCUGAGGCCUACCUUCUGCACCCAGCUGCCUUUCAUGGGGCUCCCAGUAGCCUUCCCACCAGGGCCUCUUCCUUCUCAGAGGCUACAGAUCCACUGUCCCGUCCUUCAUCUUACCAGGCGCCCUUCCUAGAGCUGUCUCCAGGGAAUGGGGGUUCUGCUCCUGGAUAUCCCCCAGCACCUCCAGCAUCAGCCUUUGCCCCUCACUUCCUCCAAGGGGGGCCCUUCCCUCUCCCCUACGCAGCCCCUGGGGGCUACCUGGAUGUUAGCAGCAAGCCCCUCUAUUAAGUUAGAGGAGGCACCCAACAACCUGUCUCUCUGGAGCCUGGGUGACUCUUGGGGGCCAUCUCCUUCCCACACCAAAUGGCUGCUUUGGCCUCCUUCAUCUCAGCCAAGCCUACCCCCACUCAGUUCACACUUCAGCUUUAGCUCACACCCCCCUCCUGCUUCAAAGCCUGUGGAGGUAGGCUUGGGGGGAGACCAGCUGCUCUGGCUUCCCCUUCCUGGGCUCUCACCUGGGUGUGAAUGGAGGGUGGGGGCUGGGCCAGCAGGAGACUGGGCCUCACCAAAAGGACAGGUCAGGGGCCACCAGAAACCUUCAAGAGCAGCCCAGCUAAGGGAGUUCCUACAAGGCCUCUAGGGGGUACACCCCAAGCCCUUCACCCUUACUGCACUACUGUUUGACCAAUAUACAUAUACAUAUCCUUACCUCUAUGUGGGGAAAACUCUCCCAGUGAUGUAGAGCAGACUGUCUUCACCCCCACUGCGAAAUGUACAGUAAUUACUAUUCUCUCAAAAUACCUUUGGACUCCAGGCUUUUUUUUUCCUAAAAUAAAACUUUUGAGUCACUU
Phascolarctos cinereus (koala) is the source of this 2170-nucleotide messenger RNA. RefSeq names its product T-box transcription factor 6 (gene TBX6). Gene Ontology annotation, biological process: regulation of transcription by RNA polymerase II; positive regulation of DNA-templated transcription; cell fate specification. Gene Ontology annotation, cellular component: nucleus; chromatin. Gene Ontology annotation, molecular function: RNA polymerase II cis-regulatory region sequence-specific DNA binding; DNA-binding transcription factor activity, RNA polymerase II-specific. Lineage: Eukaryota; Metazoa; Chordata; Mammalia; Diprotodontia; Phascolarctidae. The record is from RefSeq and is a predicted model, not a curated record.